CCCGCUCGCACCCCCGACCCGCUCGGAUUCUCGCGAGAGCCCUACAGGUUAUAAAGGCAGCGCCCCGCGCUCGUUUCGCGUCUGCUUCCUGCCGAGUUCUGGUCUGAUUGCGCUGUCGCUGGUAAUAACAAGAUGUCUUCAGGAAAUGCCAAAAUUGGGCAUCCUGCCCCCAACUUCAAAGCCACAGCUGUUAUGCCAGAUGGUCAGUUCAAAGAUAUCAGCCUGUCUGACUACAAAGGAAAAUACAUCGUAUUUUUCUUUUACCCUCUUGACUUCACUUUUGUGUGCCCCACGGAGAUCAUUGCUUUCAGUGAUAGAGCAGAAGAAUUUAAGAAACUAAACUGCCAAGUGAUUGGUGCUUCUGUGGAUUCUCACUUCUGUCACUUGGCAUGGAUCAACACACCUAAAAAACAAGGAGGUCUGGGACCCAUGAACAUUCCUUUGAUAUCAGAUCCCAAGCGCACCAUUGCUCAGGAUUAUGGGGUCUUAAAGGCUGAUGAAGGCAUCUCUUUCAGAGGCCUUUUUAUCAUCGAUGAUAAGGGCAUCCUUCGCCAAAUCACUGUAAAUGACCUCCCUGUUGGUCGCUCUGUGGAUGAGACUCUGAGACUAGUUCAGGCCUUCCAGUUCACUGACAAACAUGGUGAAGUGUGCCCAGCUGGCUGGAAGCCUGGUAGUGAUACCAUCAAGCCUGAUGUCCAGAAGAGCAAAGAAUAUUUCUCUAAGCAGAAGUGAUCCCUGGGCCAAUUUAGGACCAGGCUACAAAGAGCAGUCAUAGAAAUAAAGCUUAUUAUUGUCAUACUUAAGAUUUUAGACUUAGCCCAAAUGUGGUGUGGGGUUGGCACAGACCUUUCCUUCACUGGUUAGGGAGGACCAGUCUUUCUUCCCCUGGAGAGAAUGGCCUCUGUAUGCUGUAGGGCAGGCCAACUGGUGUUUAUUGUGGGACAUUACUUCUGAUCUUUUGUAGUUUCUAUUAAACUUGAACUGAGACCAUA
Molecule: messenger RNA, 992 nt
Organism: Erinaceus europaeus (western European hedgehog)
Lineage: Eukaryota; Metazoa; Chordata; Mammalia; Eulipotyphla; Erinaceidae
Gene: PRDX1
Product: peroxiredoxin 1
Exons: 6
Coding region: 133-732 (199 amino acids)
Biological process (GO): cell redox homeostasis; removal of superoxide radicals; response to oxidative stress
Cellular component (GO): cytosol
Molecular function (GO): thioredoxin peroxidase activity
Source: RefSeq, a predicted model, not a curated record